Messenger RNA from Drosophila innubila, 4574 nucleotides. RefSeq names its product protein disks lost (gene dlt). The transcript has 2 exons. The record is from RefSeq and is a predicted model, not a curated record. Gene Ontology annotation, cellular component: nucleus. Gene Ontology annotation, biological process: chromatin organization. Lineage: Eukaryota; Metazoa; Arthropoda; Insecta; Diptera; Drosophilidae. The coding region runs from base 544 to 4194 and encodes 1216 amino acids.
UUAAAAUGUGCUUAGUUGUGGUGUUGCUAAUAAUAUUUGUAAAUAUUUAAAUAUAAGACUAUAUUCCUAACAAAAUUCAAAGAGAGUGAGUUUUCUCUUUACUCUUUUAAAGCUUUAUUUUCCAGCCUUUUGUGUAGUGCAUGGGGUUCAAAUAAGGAAACCUAUUUAUCUACGAGUACUAUCUUUUUAUAAGCUUCCAUCUUCUAUUAUAUAAAUUUGUAAACAAAAUUUGAGUCUAGUUUUCUUGAUGUUUGUGCGUGUGUGUGAAAGUGCUGUCUAAGAAGAAUAUUCAAAAAGAAAAGAUUGAAAAACCAAAGAAAAAAAAAAGAAGCAGCAACUAUGAAACUCUACAAAAAUAAACAAAAAGAAAAAGACGAACGUACAAGCGAAAUUUCUCUUCUCUCAUCUUCCGUUGCAGGAAACGGAAACGGUGUCUGGAUGAGAGAGAAAAAUGUUAUAAAAACAAGAGCUCAAACAUAUAAAUAUAAACAAACAUAAAAACGAAACUGAUGAUAUAUGUAUGUAAAUAAAGAGAGGUGAAAUAUGCAACAAGCUGAGGAACCGGAGCAACAGCUGCAACAGUUGCUGCAACAACUGGAGGCACUGCCAAGGGAACAAUUGCCACAGAAAUUAGAGGCAUAUUUUCAAGAAGAUAAGAAAAACCCAAGUUGCAGCUUGGAGAAUUUCGCCAUUUACUAUUUGGCUGCACUGCGUCAGCAUACGGAAUUGCAUUUCCGGACAAGUCACAGCAAUGAAUCGGAUACGCCCAAAUGCCAGACGCCGGUGAGGAAGACGAAGGCGACAAGAACGGCAACGGCAACGGAUCUGGAAUUAAAUGAAUCUCAGCUGAGCAAUCUCAGCAUUGGCAAUGUGUCGACGCCAGUGCGUCAGGUGACGUCACAACAUGGACGUCGCUCUGGGAAUAGUCAGUUUUGUAGCACGCCACAAAGUAGCGAACGUUCCGGGAAUCGCAGUGGAGGAGCAGGAGGAGCAGGAGCGGGAUUGGGAGCUGCUUCUGGUAGCAGUUUUUGCCUGGGAGAUUUUAUGCUGCAUACCACGCCCAAUCAAAGUCAGCGUUCCAAGAAGAAGCUGACUCCUCAGGCAAUAACACCACAGGAUAACAACAACAAAUCUCAAAGGCCACGACGUCGUGUGCAACCGAUGACCAUCAGUAAGAAUGUCUCGUCCUGCACUUCCUUUGGUGACACCAGCUCCUUUAGCAAUGAGAACAAUUUGUUGCGACUCUCGCAGAGCUGUGAAAUCGAUCGGAGUCUAGUUGCAACUCUGGAGCAGGAGGCACGUAAAACGUUGCUGCUGCACAAACAGGAGAUUAAAACAGAGGCCGCUGUUGCCAGCGUGGAGCAGCAGGAGCGGGAACGGGAACGAGAACAGGACAAUGAACCCAAUAUGCUCAUCAGUUUGGAGCAUGUGAGCAAUCCUCAACAGCUGCAGCUGCUGGCUGCCAUCUAUGGUUACUUAAUGGAUCUCAAUGUAGUACCAAAUGUGCUGAGUGAAGUUAGCUAUGCGAUGCAGUUGCUCAACAUACGUGCACCGGAGUUGGAGAGUCCCGAAUCCGAGCAAGCUUCACCGCUCUCCUUGCUCUCCCGGCACAAGGAGUGCGUUUACUUUGCAGUGCAACUGCUGGAACAACAAAAGGAACUCUUACUCCAACUGGAUCGCAAAUCCUUGACUGUGUUGCUGCAACACGAGCGAUUGUCGUUGCUACCAAAGCCACUGCAGGAGCAACUGGAGCUGAUCUGUCAGCGUAAACAGCAGCAGAGCAAGCGGGAGUCCCUGUCCCUGCCAGAUCCUCAACAGAAUGUUUAUUAUCAACACGACAAGGACUCCCGGGAUAACUUUCCAACACAACACGAGUUUUGUUGCUUUAAAACCCAACGGGAUUUAUUCUACAAGGCUCUCAAACAAUGGGAGUUGUCUCAUCUGAAUCGCAUGUUUAAUUUUAAUGUGGAGCUGGGAUCAUGUGUCCGGGAGAUCUUUAAGCAAUCGGAGCAUGCGGUGAAUAUGUCGCACUUUGCCAAAUUGUUUGUCAGCCAACUGUUGAUGUCCAGCGGCGAGACGCACGAGUCGCCAGAGGAUCUGGGUCUUAAGUUGGAUCAGCAGCGUCUCAAUCGAUUGGCACAACGUUUGGUUACGAGUAAUUCCAGCGUUGAGGAUCAGUUUCCACGUACCCAGGCCUUCUUUCGUGAUUUCAUUAGCGGUUGUGGUUCUGUGGCGUUUCUGGUGCAGCUUCAAUUGGCGCUCUAUGUGCAGUUGUUGCGUCACAAUGAUUCCAGCUUCGAGUUGUUGCAACUGCAGGAGGAUGAGGAACAGCUUGCUGCUCCUUAUGUGGUGCGUCCACAGGCAAUGGCUGAGCUGCUGAUGUUGGCCAAGUUCCUUGGCUAUGUGUAUGCCUUGCCUUAUAAUCGUUCACCUGCCACAUUUGCUUGCCCCCAGCAGUUGCAGCUGCGUCGUCAGUUUCAGCCGCCAUUCGAGAUGCGAACGCAUCUGGAGCGUGCCAUGCAACAGGGCAAGCUACUGAUUACUCUUCCCUGGUUGGUGCAGUAUCUCACCAUGUUGGAUCUGGUCACACUGCAGCUGCCGGGCAGCUUGGCCACACUGGAGCUACUCUUUGCCCUGUACAGCGACUUGGCUAAUCCUCCACAGCCUCUGCAUCCAUGUGCGUUGUUCAUCACACGCAGCUGCCUCGGCUGGUUGCUGGAAUCUCAGCCAGUUUUAAGCAGUGGUUACUACAGCCAGCGCAGAACGGGCAAGCAAAGUGAAGCUACUGUCGUCCUGGUCAAGGAUUGUCUGCGUAGUCUGUGCUUUGCGGACAAGGGCAAGGCGGCAUCCAUGUUGGAGGAGCUCUUGCCGGUGGCGUGUCCGUUUCUCCAUGAGUUCCGUGUGUCCAUUACGCCCUCACAGCGCCAGGCACAGCGUAAUGGUCGCUAUCGGUAUAUAACCACGCGCCUGGAGCAGCUCAGCAGCGGAGGAGCUGCAGCCAGUGCCAAAAGUCAACCCAUUUUGGAGCCGGGAAGUCAAUCCCCGGAGCAGCAACAGCGUAAACUGACGGAUGCCUUUCUACACUCGCAGAAUGCCUCGAUGCGACGUCUCUUGGAGUUUGUCACGGAGCGUAGCUUCAAGUGUGUUGUGAAGGAUGCACAACAGCAGAUUCUCCAGCCCGCCAAGUCAUCAGCGGAUGCACUGGUCAAUGGGAUUAGCUCCACACAGCAGCAGGAGGUGUUGCGGGAACUGCAGCGCAUCUAUCAACAGGCCUGGACACAAGCCUGUCAACAGUGGAAGGAGCAAGUGCCCGCCAUGUUGCAGGAGCGGAUUAAGCAAUCCCUUCGAGCAUUAUUGCCAGAGAAUACCAAUGAUGUGGUACGUUCCACCUACGCACAUUUAAUUAGGCAGCAGGCACAAGCCCAACUCCAGCAGUGGCUACAAACAAGUGUGCUCCAGUCCACAUUUUAUCAGGGAGAUCUUCAAGAAGUGGCCACCAAAGUCUGUCGGUCUAAUAAAAACAAUGCCCAAGUUGCCAGCUCCGCUGCCUCCUCCAAUGAGAUGUGCCUAACUGUGGCAGCUGCAGAGAUGAGUCUCUCGGAGCUGCUGCACGAGUUGCAACAAUGGGUGCACUGCCUCAGCUUGCGUCCCGAGCAUCUGCGUCAUAUGUGCGACUUGCUGGAGCUGCUAAAACGAACACGACAGGCUGCCUUGCUGCCACAGCUGCCAACGUAUUUCUACGAGUUGCUGGGCUCAGUUUUAGUUCGAUUGCUGCAGUUGCUCAUCUGCCGGCAACCUCAGCUCCUCACAGAAACCCUCAUCAAUGCCAGCUGUGAGGUGUGGCUAUCGCCACAGUUGCAUCCACAGGAAACAGCUCCUGCCUUCCUUGAUUCUUUGCUCAGUGUCAGCUUUGUCCAUGAGCUGAGCAUGAAUCUUGCCAGCUUUCAACUGUUGCAAUUGCUACUCAACUCCAUGCUAGAUGCUCGUGUCUUCAGCAUGGAUGAGCUGAAUCAAUUGUUUAUGCCACUGUUCAAGGAGAACUGGACACCGCCCGUUUGGAAUGCUCUCUCGCAAUUGUUGCAACAAGUCUCGCAAAAUCGUGGCAAUGGCGACUCCAAUGUCGAGGACGAUGCCAAAUCCCAUUUGUUUAUGGAAGUGCUUGCCGAUUUGUCGCGAGAUCUGGAUAGUUUUUAAGUUCAAAAGUUUCGCAUUUUAUCAUUAAAUACACACAUACAUAGUACAUACAUACAUACACAUAGUUUUGCUGUGAAUAAAACUCUAUUUUUGCACUAGAAAGAAUUCCAACUUGCUUUUAUGUUGUUUAAAAUGUCGAUAAGAUAACGCGAGAGCGUUAUCGAUAAUUGAAACUGCUCGAUUGCGUCACUGUCAACGAAACUUGAUGAAUUUUUCGUUGUGUUGCGAAACGGGACGAGGUCGACGACGAUGCGGUCAUCGGGCUGUAAAAUACUGUGGAACAAAUCACAAGUUACUUGGGAAAUUCAUUGGGCACGGGCAAAUUUUGGCAGUGGAAUUUUGAAUUUGAUGAGCAACUAAAAUAAAGCAGCAGUAUUAAA